GAAUUGGAAGAAUCAAAGCUUGAAUGCAUGCUUGAACUUCACUCCUUCUCAGCCAUCAACUCCGCCGUCAUCAUUUGUGCUGUUGUCGCUGGACAAGAUGAGACUUUUCACAAUCUUGUUCGUUUUACUGGCAAGUAUACUGUUGGUAAAAGCACAAUGGGAUAAAGAUGAUUACGAAAUAUUUGAAUUACAAGCUGCAUUGGAAAAAGAUGAAGGUGAAGGUGUAAACUUUUAUUCUUUUUUCAAUUUGACAAGAUCAGCUUCGGCAAAAGAUAUUCGUAAAGCAUAUCGUGCAAGAAGUAUGGAAUUACAUCCUGAUAAACAUGCAAGUAAUCCAGCUGCCGCACGAAGAUUUGAACGUUUGGGCGUCAUUAACAAGAUCCUACGUGAUCACAGAAGGGAUCGAUACGAUCAUUUCUUGACAAAUGGAUUUCCAAAAUGGCGUGGAUCUGGAUACUUUUAUGCAAGGUAUAGACCAGGUCUCAUCUCUGUGCUGGUAUUCCUCGUUCUCAUCACAUCUUCAAUCGAAUUGGUAAUCAAAAGAUUGAACUACAAACGCGACCAGGACCGCCUCAAGAGCUUAAUCACCACCGCCAAAGUGCUCGCAUGGGGACCGCGAUUCCGAUCUAUUGAAGAUGGGUUGAAGACAGGUGACAAUUCUCAGAACAAGAAUGUGAUCGUGCCAGGCGAGAAGAAAGUCCGUGUUCCAUUAAGCGGACUAGACAUCCCUGAAGUCACCCCUCGCAAGGCUGAAGAGGAUGAAUCUGCUUAUUGGGAUAAUGAUGAAAAAGCAGUACGAAAAGCCAUUGCAUCAGGCACAUCAGCGAACAACAAUGCAGCUCUUGAAUACGGAAGCUCAAGACGAUACGUUGAUGCCUUGGUCACUCGGGAAUCAGAAGUGCUCAUUAUGGAUCCUGUCUCAAAGGAAUGGACACCCCUUGAUUUAGCAUCAAAUCAAAAACCAGCAUUCACUAAUACAUGGGCAUUCAAUCUAGCAAGAGGCAUUGCUGGCAAGGUUGUCCCCGGUGGUGGAAACGCAGGUGCAAUUCAGUCAGAGGGAGAAGGCUUUGACAACGAUGCUACGAAUGCUGUUUCAUCUGUCAAUGGAUCCAGCUCAAAGAAGCGCAAAAACAAAAAGAAGCAAUAAUGAUGCGAUGUACUUUUCAGGUGUCGUUACAAUAGAUUCAAUGUCAUAAUUCAUUAUACAGCAUGAAAGAAGAUGUAUGUACCGUUUGAGAG
Meira miltonrushii is the source of this 1239-nucleotide messenger RNA. Its product is annotated as DnaJ-domain-containing protein. Lineage: Eukaryota; Fungi; Basidiomycota; Exobasidiomycetes; Exobasidiales; Brachybasidiaceae. The coding region runs from base 98 to 1147 and encodes 349 amino acids. The record is from RefSeq and is a predicted model, not a curated record. The transcript has a single exon. Gene Ontology annotation, cellular component: endomembrane system.